Molecule: messenger RNA, 1827 nt
Organism: Cladophialophora carrionii CBS 160.54
Lineage: Eukaryota; Fungi; Ascomycota; Eurotiomycetes; Chaetothyriales; Herpotrichiellaceae
Exons: 1
Coding region: 1-1827 (608 amino acids)
Molecular function (GO): magnesium ion binding; thiamine pyrophosphate binding; carboxy-lyase activity
Source: RefSeq, a predicted model, not a curated record
AUGGUAGGCCCAAAUAAAAUCCCAUUAGCGAGAUAUCUGUUCACCCGCCUGCGUCAACAAGGUGUGCAAGCUAUCCAUGGCGUGCCCGGCGACUUUACCCUCAAAGCACUAGACCAUGUGUCCCCUGCCGGGCUGAAAUGGAUUGGGACCUGCAACGAGCUCAACGCCGGCUAUGCCGCAGACGGAUAUGCUCGGGUCCACGGCCUCAGUACGAUCAUGACGACAUAUGGCGUGGGAGAGCUGUCCGCCAUCAACGCCAUCGCGGGCUCGUUCGCGGAAUGGGUCUCAGUGGUGAGCAUCGUGGGCACGCCUCAGCGGCGAUUACAGGACCACCGCAAGAACGUGCAUCACACGCUGGGCGAUGGACGGCCUCGAGUAUUUGCCGAGAUGGCGAGGCAUGUCACUGUCGCGCAGACGAAUCUUGUUGACGAGAGGACAGCGGCCGACGAGAUCGAUCGAGUCAUCGCCACCAGUCUGCGAGAGUCACGGCCUGUUUACGUGGAGUUGCCCGCGGACAUGGUUGGCAAGGAGAUUGACGCGGAGCGAUUGGAGGAGAGGCUCGACGUAGAGAAAGGCACCGCGAAUGAGGGUGAGGAAGAAAGACUGCGGGAAGAGGUGCUCGGCAGGAUUUACAGUGCAAGACAGCCGCUCUUGUUGGUCGACAGUGGAGGCGGUGUCCGACACUUGCGCGACGAGAUCAACGCCUUUGUCGAAAUCUCGGGGAUACCGACCCUGUGCAUGCCCUCCGGGAACAACAUGGUCGAUCACAUGCACACGAAUUUCUAUGGCGUGCACUCCGGCCCGGUGGGACAGAUCGAUACGAUGCCCUACGUCCGCGACACGGAUCUGGUCGUGGCAUUUGGGCCAAUGUUCUCCGACACACAGACGUUGUCGUGGAAAGUUGUGCCUGAAGGAGAGAAGAUGAUCACGCUGAACAAGAACUCCGUCCAGAUUCCCCGCUUCAAGAAGGGAGAGACGGCCGCGGAAAUCAACCUGAGCCGUUUCCUCCAAAGACUCACCAAGGAAUUCGACCGCUCGAGAGUCACCAGUCCCGAUGUGGGCUCCCUGGGCAACUUCCGCACUAUUCAACCACCUGCGUAUGCAAAACCUGGUGGCGUGAGCCUCGACGGUCCCAUAGACCAGACAUCCUUCUACCUCCGUCUCUCGGCCUACCUUCGACCUCACGACACCAUCAUCCUCGGCAACGCCACGCCAAUUCUGGGCGGGCGUGAUCUGGUCCUCCCGCCAAACGCGCAAAUCAUCGCCUCAGGCCAGUGGUUCUCCAUCGGCCAUAUGUUCCCGCUCUCCAUGGGCGUCUCACUCGCUCGUCAAUACCAAUGGCAAAACCAAGGACGUCCCGCCGGCCGGACGAUAUUACUGGAUGGGGACGGCGGAUUUCAGGUCACUGCGCAAGAACUCGGCACGGUCAUCCGAUAUCGUAUCCCGAUGACGAUUUUCUUGAUCAAUAAUGCAGGGUACGCUUACGAGAGACAGAUUCACGGCAUGCACGAGGAUUACAACGAUCUCGCGCCUUGGAGGUAUACAGAACUGGCCAGGGUUUUAGGGGCGAGUGAGGCUCAGCUGGCGGAGAGCAAACAAUCGCAGAACUGUAGGAGAGGACUGGAUUGCGAAGCAGGGAAAGGGGAGCCGUACACCGUGAGGAAUUAUAUCAUUCACACGUGGAGGGACCUGGAGAACCUGCUUGCCGACGAAGAGUUCUGUAAAGGGACAGGGUUGCAUUUUGUGGAUGUCAGGGUUGGGAAGUUUGAUGUGCCUGAGAAGUUCAGGGAUGUCUUUGAGAGAGCGGGCGAAGCACUGGGAAGUUGA